AUGACGAGGAGAAAGAGGAAUGCAAUAAGAGUUAGCAUGUGGAAAUGGAAAUACAACGUGGUUCCUUACGUCAUUGAGAAGAGUGGAAUUAGUGACUAUGGUCUAAGUGUUAUUCAGUCAGCAAUAGACCAAUACAACAGUGACCAGUCCUGUGUGAAGUGGAGAAAACGGACUACCGAGAGGGAUUACGUCAUCAUAAAAGACGGAGCCGGAUGCUAUUCGUCUAUUGGUCGGGACACUGGACCCCAGGAUCUCGUCCUAGGCACUUCCUGCUAUUACAAGGGCGUCAUCAUGCACGAGAUGAAUCAUGCUGUUGGGUUUUUCCACGAACAAAGCCGAUAUGAUCGAGACGAUUACAUACUAGUAAACUGGGAAAAUGUUCAAGAUGAUAAAACUAGAGAUUUUACUAAACAGCAAAAGAAUAUAAUGGAUACACUUGGAACUCUUUACGAUUAUGGCAGUAUCAUGCACUACGGCGCAACUAUAUUCUCUAAGAAUGGAAAACCAACGCUGGUGCCAAAGUUUAACACGCAUGGAACUAUGGGCCAGCGAUCCGGAUUUAGUGAAAUGGACAUCUGGAAAAUCAAAAAGCUCUAUGGUUGUGUAAAUGGCGAUCCACCCAUGCCAAAGUGGAAGCAACUAGAAGAAACGAGUACUAGUACCAUGGACCAAUCAACUGUUUUUCAACACUUGACUUCCGAUCAUGCGACCUAUUCUCAUUCCAUCUCUACGUCGUCAGCAACAGAAGGCACGUUGCUCCCCACGGAAUUACUUGCAUCAAGAAUGACGAUAUCUACAACACACAAACCGUGUCCCGAGGAAACGAAGCGUGAGUCAAUAUAGUUAUUUAUAUC
This is a messenger RNA of Ostrea edulis (European flat oyster), 854 nucleotides long. RefSeq names its product zinc metalloproteinase nas-13-like. The coding region runs from base 1 to 843 and encodes 280 amino acids. The record is from RefSeq and is a predicted model, not a curated record. The transcript is spliced from 6 exons. NCBI's taxonomy places the organism in Eukaryota, Metazoa, Mollusca, Bivalvia, Ostreida, Ostreidae. Gene Ontology annotation, molecular function: metalloendopeptidase activity; zinc ion binding. Gene Ontology annotation, biological process: proteolysis.